Messenger RNA from Spinacia oleracea (spinach), 1681 nucleotides. Its product is annotated as BTB/POZ domain-containing protein At5g41330. The transcript has a single exon. Gene Ontology annotation, molecular function: protein binding. Gene Ontology annotation, biological process: protein homooligomerization. Bases 168 to 1553 code for a protein of 461 amino acids. The record is from RefSeq and is a predicted model, not a curated record. NCBI's taxonomy places the organism in Eukaryota, Viridiplantae, Streptophyta, Magnoliopsida, Caryophyllales, Amaranthaceae.
GAAGUUUAGCACGGAGUCUUUAACUUAUUCCACUGAUUCACUGAGCUGAAGUAGACUCACUUCAAUCUUUCUCUUUCACCGGCUUCCCCCCUCUCCUCUACACUACACUGUACUCUCACCCCUUUACUGGAAUCAAGAUCAACAUAGGCCAUCCACUUUGAUUCUCGAUGAAUUCUUCAUUUGGAUCCCAGAAAUCCGAACCAGAAUCAAAUAUUGUAACACUCAAUGUUGGUGGUGAGCUCUUCCAAACCACCCAAAAAACCCUAGCUCUAGCUGGUCCCAAUUCCUUCCUUUCCACCAUUUCUUCUUCUUCCAAUUCAAUUUCAGAUGUACCCUUUAUCGAUCGGGACCCUGAAUUGUUCUCUGUCUUUCUCUCUUUCCUAAGAACUGGCAAUUUCCCCUCAAAAUCCACAAAUUUUGAUCUUGAAACCCUAAUUUCCGAAUCUCAAUUCUACGGAGUUGAGCCCCUUUUAAUCGAUUCUCUCUCCAACCCAUCUCAAUUUAACCCAUUAAAUCUUGAGAAAUCGUUGCUUCUUCCCUUAAAUGGAAGAGAUACGACUUCUGCUAUCUCCACGACGACGUUUGGCUCUGUUCAUGUUGCUCAUGGUAGCAAGAUCACUUCUUUUGACUGGUCUUUGACUAGAAAGUCAACGAUAUUGACCCAAUUUGUUGCCAUUGAUUCUUUACUGGCGGUCUCUCCUGAUGUGGCGGCUGCUGGUGCCACUGAUUUUUCUGGGUUGCAAAUAAUUGAUCUUGAAAAGGGUUAUGUAAAGGAGAAUUUGAAUUGGGAGAAUUCGACCAGGUCUAGUUCAACGGUUCAGGCUAUUGGUUCAUCUAAUGAGCACUUGUUUACUAGUUUCGAAUCGGGUCGGAGGAACUCGAAUGCGAUUGUGGUUUAUGAUCUCUUAGGUGAUUUUAGGCCAGUUUUCGAGAUUUCUCGAAACGAAAUGUAUGGUGCAGAGUUUAAUAGUUCUCUUAUCCCAGCUACAAAAUUGAGCUGGGUUUCAAGUUAUAAUUUGUUAAUGGCAUCUGGUUCUCACAGUGGACCAACAGGUGUAUUAGGUAGCAUAAAAUUAUGGGAUGUUAGAUCUGGAAAUGCAGUUUGGGAGAUGAAAGAGGAAGUAGAUUGCUUUGCUGAUGUCGCGGUUUCGAGUUCUUUGUCAUGUAUGUUCAAAGUUGGUAUCAAUUCAGGUGAAGUUUUCUUCUUAGAUUUGAGAAAUCUUAGCCCCGAAAGUGAAUGGGUGUGUUUAGGGAAUAAAACGAAGUUGAUUAAUGCAAAAAAAGAGGGUUUGGGUUGUAAAGUUGAAUGCCAUGGGAGUAAUGUUUUUGUUAGUAAAGGAGGUGAUAUAGAGUUGUGGUCUGAAGUAUUGGUUAAUUCUUCGUUAAAUGGUGAAAAUAGGUCGGGUGAUAGAGUUUUUAAGAGGAGUUUGAUGGGAAGAGUUGAGGAUAUGGGAAGUAACAAAGUUACCAACUUGAGAUUUGGUGGAAAUAAGAUGUUUGUCACAAGAAAGGAUCAACAGCCUAUUGAAGUUUGGCAAAAGAAUGAAGGAUGAUCAAAGAUUUGGUAAUUCUUGAUUUUUAGUUGAAUGUAGCAUUAGCUCUUUGUUUGUUUUUCAUUGUAAAUUGCAUGUUGUACUCCGGAUUUAGUUAUUCUUAAUGAUAACCGUGUUUUGUGUUGGAA